Messenger RNA from Amborella trichopoda, 907 nucleotides. NCBI's taxonomy places the organism in Eukaryota, Viridiplantae, Streptophyta, Magnoliopsida, Amborellales, Amborellaceae. The record is from RefSeq and is a predicted model, not a curated record.
AACGUACGAUCUUCAGUUGCAUCAACUCACAAACCCUAAGCUCCUUACAAAAGAGCCCUUCUCUGUAAGCCCCACGAGCUUGGAAGGUAGAGAGAGAGAGUACUCUGUUGCCAUGGGUAUCGAUAUCGUCGCUGGUGGCAAGAGCAAGAAGACCCAUCGCACCGCUCCCAAAUCCGGUGAUGUCUACCUCAAGAUUCUUGUCAAGCUCUACAGGUUUCUGGUGAGAAGAACGGGCAGCAAAUUCAAUGCUGUCAUUCUGAAACGUCUCUUCAUGAGCAAAGUGAAUAAAGCCCCUUUGUCACUCUCUAGAUUGAUCAAGUUCAUGGCCGGAAAAGAAGAUAAGGUAGCUGUGAUUGUUGGCACUGUAACGGAUGACACUAGGGUUUAUGAAGUGCCUGCUUUGAAGGUUACUGCUUUGAGAUUUACAGAGAGAGCGAGGGCUAGGAUCUUGAAAGCUGGGGGUGAAUGCUUGACUUUUGAUGACCUUGCUCUCAGGGCUCCUCUUGGCCGGAACACGGUUCUUCUUCGAGGUCCCAAGAAUGCACGUGAGGCAGUGAAGCACUUUGGGAAGGCCCCAGGUGUGCCUCACAGCCACACCAAGCCAUAUGUUCGAUCCAAGGGCAGGAAAUUUGAGAGAGCGAGAGGGAGGAGGAACAGCAGGGGCUUCAGGGUUUGAAAGGCUACAGGCAAGCCUUGGCACUUCUGUCUGGUGUAUUAUUAGAGGUCUGGUCGACUUUGCCUUUGAUUUAUAAUUUUGGUGCAAAACAUUUUAGAGAGCUGUGUUUUCAUUCUCUUGGUGACCAAGGUUGUGCACCUGUAAGAUCUUUGUUUCUUUUGAAUGGAUAUAUGGAAUCCAAUUUUCCAAACUUGCUUCUAAGUGUGCUUUGAGAGUUUAUCCGCUUCAAUA